UUGCCCACCCCCCAGCACCAGGUGUGGCCACUAGCCUAUAUGAAGGCCCAAAAUUGUGUGUUCCUUUCUGCUCUGACAAUGGCAUGCCCAUUCGUGCGAGAUGUGGUGGAUGAAGAAGCACUUGUGCUGAGGAGAGCCUUCAGGCGAGAAAGGGUCUUCAGGGACCGGUUGGACCCACUGGCCUUCCCUGAUGACCAUCUAUAUGAAAGAUACAGGUUUUCUGCAGAUGGCAUCAGGUAUCUAUGCAGACUACUGGGUCCCAGGAUUAAGCACCGCACUGCACGGAGCCAUGCACUGAGUGUGGAGCAAAUGGUUUGUGUGGGGGAUGCAGAACAGCUGAACAAGGCCACAAUUUGCCGCACAAUAAGGAGUGUGUGUCUGGCUAUCAAAGCAUUAGCAGAUGUCUUCAUCUCCUUCCCUGGCCACAGAAGACUCUGUGACAUCAAAGAGGAGUUUUAUAGGAUUGCAGGUUUCCCCAAUGUCAUUGGUACAGUGGACUGCACACACAUAAGGAUAAAAGCCCCCUCAGGUGCCCAUGAGGCCGAUUUUGUGAAUAGGAAAUCCUUUCACAGCAUUAAUGUUCAGAUGGUCUGCAAUGCUGACUGUGUGAUCAGCAAUGUUGUGGCAAAAUGGCCUGGCUCAGUCCAUGACUCCAGAAUCUUUUGGGCCUCUGAAAUC
Messenger RNA from Oncorhynchus masou masou (cherry salmon), 678 nucleotides. RefSeq names its product putative nuclease HARBI1. The record is from RefSeq and is a predicted model, not a curated record. NCBI's taxonomy places the organism in Eukaryota, Metazoa, Chordata, Actinopteri, Salmoniformes, Salmonidae. The annotation marks the transcript as partial. The transcript is spliced from 4 exons.